GUGCGGUGCUGUGCGGUGUUGUGCUGUGUGGUAUUUGUGUGGUAUUUGAGCGGUAUUUGGUGUCUUCGUCCGGAGCUCCCAGCGCUCUGAAAGCAGGAGAGAAGCUCCUUAAGGCGGUAGGAAGGGGAAAACCGUCAGGGCUGGAGGUGUGAGGAGGAGGAAGAAAAGUUAAUCUGUGGCCAUGAUAGAUCCUCUGGAGAACAACUUGUUUGAUCUCCCUGAUUAUGAGAAUACAGAAGAUGAAACAUUUCCACCCCUCCCACCUCCUGCGUCUCCAGGAAGAGCUGAUGUUGAAUGGGCUCAAGCUAAUGGAGAUCUGGAUGGAAACCAGCAGUCAGAAACAAAGGAUUCUUCUGCAGCUGCACGGAAAGCAGUUAAAAGAUCGAUACCUAAACUAGAUGCUCACAGGUUAGUUUCAGAAAGAGGACUUCCUGCCUUAAGACACAUGUUUGACAGUGUGAAGUUCAAGGGUAAAGGGCACGAGGCAGAGGAUCUGAAGAUGCUUCUACGACACAUGGAGCAUUGGGCUCAUAGAUUAUUUCCAAAGUUGCAGUUUGAUGAUUUUAUUGACAAAGUAGAGUCUUUGGGAAACAAAAAGGAGGUUCAGACCUGCCUAAAACGAAUUAGACUCGAUCUUCCUAUUUUACAUGAAGACUUCGCAGCUCAUGAAGGUGGUGGAGGUGGAAGCAAUGGGCUGGAUGCGCCCACCGAAGACGUACAUUCCUUCUCUGGAGAACUCGAUUCUCUCCCGGUUACAACUCUCACUGAAGAGCAGCAGCAGCGAAUCGAGAGGAACAGGCAGCUGGCCUUGGAACGUCGGAAAGCGAAGAUGCAGUUAAACAGCCAGUCCCAGCAUGAUGGGCUCUCUCAUAGUUAUCCUGAAGAGGAGUUUAACAUCCCCGCUGCUCAGGAAAUGAUUGGUGCUUUAGAAGACACUCAAGUUACUGCGGCCAGUGUUGCUGUUACAGAGACUGAAGACACAGAAAAGGAAUUGCAAUGUGCCAGUGAAAAGCAGUGACCAUUCCUCAUGCUUUGAAGGACUUUCUUAAUAGGACCCCAACUCUAGGGGGGUCCUUCAUAGGACGCCAACUCCUACCGCUUGUAUUGAAACAUUGCUGGUUCUUUCCAGUCUGACUCCAGGGGUUUCAGGAAAGCCUUAACUGUUACGUCUGGGGAGCUGGUCACAGCUGUUUUCAUGAAGCUGCAGAUGAAUCGCUCCCUAUGUUGGAAAGCAGAACACUGUUCUUCAGCUGCAGAUGAGACUGUUUUGUUCUCUUACUGACAUUGUUUAGGAAAUGGCUUUCCUGGCCUACUCUGACAUCCUUCAGUUGAUGUCAAACUGAAUUUGACUGAGAUGUUAAGUUUGCGUGCACAUCUUUGAUGCAGGAUACAUGAUAGAGAAUGGUGUUAUACUUGAACAGGAAUCCUGGAUAUUUUUUUAACUCACCAAGUAGUUGUGUGCGUUUCUUAUGAAAUGGAAGUUAUUAAAUUUCAAAAGUCAAACA
Molecule: messenger RNA, 1505 nt
Organism: Coturnix japonica (Japanese quail)
Lineage: Eukaryota; Metazoa; Chordata; Aves; Galliformes; Phasianidae
Source: RefSeq, a predicted model, not a curated record